Odontomachus brunneus is the source of this 6722-nucleotide messenger RNA. Its product is annotated as otoferlin-like. The record is from RefSeq and is a predicted model, not a curated record. The transcript is spliced from 27 exons. NCBI's taxonomy places the organism in Eukaryota, Metazoa, Arthropoda, Insecta, Hymenoptera, Formicidae. Gene Ontology annotation, cellular component: membrane. Gene Ontology annotation, biological process: plasma membrane organization. The coding region runs from base 1 to 6192 and encodes 2063 amino acids.
AUGUCGCUCGUGGUGAUUCUGAAGAACUUCCAGGGCCUCAAGUGCAAAGGCGAGAAGGUCGCGAGAAUCGAAUUUCGAGAAGUAUCGCAUUAUUCAACGAAUCUCGAGGACAAUGGGGACGUCAUCGAGGUGGAGCAGAGCUUCACGUGGAAUCUAGGGAGGCCGGUGGACGAGGCGGAGGUGCUGCAAUUGGCAGUCGUAUCGCGCGGGGUCCUGAGAAAUGAAAAAGUCGCGGCGAAGUACGGCCUGGUGUUGCAGACGGUGGUGCGGGAAGGUCGGAUCUUAGUCUCAGACUCUCUAGUCGACCUCAAUAACAAACCGCUUCCGGCGGUGGUGUGCUUCGAAAUUCGAUACAAUCCCCCGGACGAAGGUUGCAGCUCCUACGCGGCCACGGAAAUAAUGGAGGACGAACAGCAAAUGCUGAUCGACAUCGAGCAGAACAUCGCGAACCUCGAGAAGAGCCUCGAACAGGCGAGCAGCGGCGCUGCCGGCGGGAAGAGAAGAGGAUCAUGGCACACCCCCGAGAAAACGUCCAAAAGAGGUUUCCUGCCGAGGGGUGCGUCCGUGGCGACCGGCGAGAAGUCGCCCGAUCGGAAGCGGAGUACCACUUUGAGGAGCAUGCGAUCGUUCCUGAAACUGGGGAAGCAGAGACCGCCGCGGGCACGCUCCUGCGACAGCAAUUCAGAGACGAAGGACCUCCUCGACAGACGGGACUCCAGCUGCCCAACUUCGAACGAGCCGUCGCGAACAAAUUCUCUGACUUCCCUCGAAACAAACACUUCCGAUAACGACAGUCAGCUGAGUGCUAACCACGAGCAGGAGGAAACCGCACUAAAGCCGGCCAAGAGACCAAAGCCCAAGACCGGCGACACCGGGCACAGCGCCUUGAAGGCGCAGGACUACCAGGUGUGCGUCACGAUUAUCGAGGCGAGGCAACUCGCCGGACUCAAUAUGGAUCCGGUGGUGUGCGUGCAGGUCGGCGAUCAGCGCAAAUACACGAGCGUCAAAGAGUCCACUAACUGUCCGUACUACAAUGAAUAUUUUGUCUUCGAUUUCCACAUGCCGCCCGUCAUGCUCUUCGACAAGAUCAUCACGCUUUCGGUGCAGCAAUCGCGGAAUCUCUUGCGCGCUAAUCUAACGCUGGGCAUCUUUAAGUUAGACAUCGCGACGGUAUGGGCACAACCAGAUCAUCAAUUCUAUCACAAAUGGGCCUUGCUCACCGAUCCGGAUGACGUGGCUGGAGGGCCCAAGGGCUACUUAAAGUGCGACGUUAGCGUCAUCGGCAAAGGCGAUACCGUGAAGAUACCUCCAAAGAGCGAAAAGGACGAGGACGACAUCGAAGGAAAUCUUUUAUUGCCGGACGGCGUGCCGAUUGAAAGACAGCGCGCCCGAUUCGUGGUGAAGGUUUACAGAGCCGAUGGUCUGCCGAAGAUGAACAGCAGUAUCAUGGCGAACGUGAAAAAGGCUUUCACGGGGGAAGUGAAGGACCUGGUGGAUCCAUACGUCCAAGUGUCCUUCGCCGGGCUGAGCGGGAAAACCAGCGUGAAGAGGCACAGCUACGCCCCGGUUUGGAACGAGCAGAUCGUUUUCACCGAGAUGUUUCCGCCGCUUUGCCAGAGGAUAAAAAUACAGCUGUGCGACAAUGACCCCGUGCACGCCACCGUUAUCGGCACACACUUCGUCGACCUGAAGCAGAUAAGUAACGACGGCGAGAAGGGCUUUCUGCCCACUUUCGGCCCGGCGUUUAUCCACCUUUAUGGCAGCAUCAGAGAUUACAGUCUCAUAGAUGAGCACUCGACGUUGAACACCGGCCUGGGCGAGGGGAUCUCCUACAGAGCAAGGCUAUUGAUCGCGAUUCGCACCGAGAUCAGCGACAACGUAGAGAUGGCACCGUCGGAGGUCGAGAUGGAGCCGACAGUGCCGAUCAACGAGACCGCGUACGCGAGGAACGAGGAGUUCUUCUUGUUCGCGACGAUCAUGGAUGCCACGAUGAUCGACAAGAAGCUCGGCGACAAGCCGAUGUACUUUGAAAUUUCAAUCGGCAACGCCGGCAACGCUCUCGACGGUCACAACGAGAGUUUCAAGAUGUGCGAGAUGGGGUCGAAGGGUGGCGCGAUCACGGAGGAAGAUGACCUACAGGAAGUACUCAGCGGCUCUUGGCAGAGCACCACGCCGGCUAAUAAGCCGAUGACGCACGAUAAGAUUUAUUAUUUCUUACCAUACUGGGACGAUAAGCCGUGUCUCCAUGUGAGGAGUAUUUGGCCGGAUUACAGGCGUCGAAUGUAUAACAGCAAUAUAAUAGGCAAAAUCGUCGAUAAGCUGGAAGAGGGGUUGUCGGAGGUUCAAUCGCAUUUGGAGGACUCGACGUGCGAGAAACUCUUGAAGACCACCCUCGAGGAAUUGAGCGUCAACUGCAAUCGCUACGUCAGCAUCAGCAAGUCCAGCGUGACUGGUCCCGGUGUGGGGAAGACAAAGUUGGACAAGGAGCGCACGAAAUUGUGCCAGCGGGAGCUCGAAAGCAUCGGGAUCCUGUCGCGCAACCUCAAGGCGCUCGUGACCAAGAGCAGCUUCAAGGAACGGCUGAAGACAGCGCACAGUUACUUGCAGAAACUGAAGUUUCUCGUGGAGGAUCCGCAAGACUCCUUGCCGGACGUGUUCAUCUGGGUGAUCAGCUCCGGACGACGACUGGCCUACCAGAGGAUACCUGGUCGGGAGCUCAUCUACUCGGUGGUUGACGAGGAAUGUGGCCGGCAUUGCGGCAAAGUGCAGACUAUGUUCCUCAAGCUUCCAGGCAAGAAGAGAUUCGGACCGGCGGGGUGGGCGAUUCAGACUAAGCUGCAAGUUUACAUGUGGCUAGGAAUGCUGAAGCACAAGAAGUACUUCAUCCAAGGCCUACCGAAGGGAUAUGAGGUCAGCAACGAGCUGAGAAACGUGGACAGACCACGCGCAUUGCCACCUGCCGUAAUCCACUACACUCAGAAACACAAAUUCCAAUUGCGGGCCCACAUGUACCAAGCGAGGUCGUUGAUCGGCAGCGACGCGUCCGGCCUGUCCGAUCCCUUCGCGAGGGUGAUCUGCGGUGAGUUUUGUAAGUGCACCCAGGUGAUCGACGAGACGCUCAGUCCGACAUGGGACGAGCUGCUGUUGUUCGACGAUAUCCUGAUUUACGGUACCGCCGAGGAGAUUAAGAAGGACCCAUCGUCCGUCGUCAUCGAGUUGUUCGAUCAGGACAAAGUGGGAAAGUCGGAAUACAUUGGCCGGGCGGUCGCGCGGCCUCACGUCAAGCUUGCCUCCGAGUCCUACACUCCCCCGCAGUAUCCGCCGUCCUUGGAAUGGUACGAGGUAACGAGAGGAGCCUCGAGAGCGGGCGAACUUUUGGCGGUGUUCGAAUUACUGGAAUAUCCAUCCACAAAGGACUUCGGAUUCCCUACUUUGCCGGAUCCCAAGGACCCUAGCUGUGGAUCUCAGAUGUCGGGCUCCGGCCAAGAUCAGGGACCAAUUCUUCCGGUGCCCGUUGGGAUCCGGCCAACUUUGUCGAAAUACCGAAUCGAGGUGCUCUUCUGGGGUUUGCGGGAUCUGAAGCGAAUUCAUCUCCUAACGGUCGACAAGCCUCGCGUGGACGUCGAGUGUGCCGGUCACAUUCUUUACUCGUCCGUGAUCGCGAACGCGAAGAAGAAUCCAAAUUUCAACACGCCCAUCAAGUUUCUGGAACUGGAACUUCCCGAGCAAGAGCUCUAUCGACCGCCGUUGACGAUAAGGGCGGUGGACUGUCGAAGUUUCGGCAGAUACACUCUCGUCGGCACUCACACCAUCAAUUCGAUUCACAAGUACAUGUACUAUCCUCUGACGAAGAGAGCGAAGGAUGCUCAGGAGAGAAAGAAGAGCUUGUAUCAGCUACAGUGUACAGCCCUCGAUCAGUCUAAGUCGAAAUAUCAACAAACGUCGUUACCGGAAUCACUAACCGACUUGGAAUCUAAUAACGGCGACACCAUCAUCACCCUCGGAUUCGAGCUAGGAUGCGGACCUACAAAGAAGGACAAGACCGAGCAGAAUUUACGCAGGAAGCAGAGCUUGGCCAACGACAACAGCAUGGGCGAUUUGAACAUGUUAGAAGACGGCGACGGCUGCCAGGACUGGUGGACGAAGUACUUCGCGUCCGUGGAGGCGAUGAUCGAGGAGAACAAGGAGUUGCGCAAGGAGAAAUCCAUAUUCCAAAACCAGGCGAACGGUACGCUGACGAUGCUCUUAGACGAGGCCGUCGCGCAGGGCCAUCUGCCUGCCGGCUCACCUGCCGAGAAGAGUCCCGGCAUAAAUACUACGAAGAAGCUGUUUGGCUUGAAAUCAACGGCGAACGCGGCUAAGUUCGUCUCGAAGCUGAGCCCGAAGCACAGCGCGCGCAAGACCAGGAAGACUGCGCUCCUCAAGAUUUACCCCAAUGAGCUGGAGGCGCAGCCCGAGUUCGAGCAGUUCAAGGAGUGGCUGCACACCUUCGAGCUAUAUCGUGGCAAGAAGACCGGCGACGAGACCGAGGACGAGUCGAGAAUCGUCGGUAGCUUCAAGGGCGCGCUGAAGGUGUACAAAUGGCCCUUGCCCAAGGAUCUGGUGGAUCACACCGUCAUGGGCUUCGAUCCGCAGUACGGCUUCUUCCAAGGCGUUCCAUCCAACGAGCCUAUUCACGUCCUGGUGCGAGUGUAUAUCGUCAAAGCUAAUGACUUGCACCCUUGCGACCUGAACGGAAAGGCCGAUCCCUACGUGGUCUUACAAUUGGGAGGCAAGAGGAUCAGCGACAAAGAAAACUACGUGUCGAAGCAACUGAAUCCUGUUUUUGGCAAGUGUUUCGAGAUAGAGGCCACCUUUCCGCAAGACUCUCUGCUGACCGUACAGGUUCUCGACUGGGACUUGGUAGGAACGGACGAUAUGAUCGGCGAAACCAAGAUCGAUCUGGAGAAUCGUUUCUAUAGUAGGCAUCGCGCUACGUGCGGCCUUGCGAAGAAAUACGACGAAUCUGGCUACAACAAAUGGAGGGACGCGAUGAAACCGACACAGAUACUUUCGAAAUUGUGCAAGGAUGGCAAAGUUGAUGGACCGGUUUACUCUCAUGGACGCGUCACAAUCGGUAGGAAAACCUUUCCUCUCUCGAACGAGGAAAUGGAAUACUAUGUGCAUACGAAAGGAAUGGAAGAGCAUCUCGCGUUGGCGGUGCUUCACCAAUGGAGCGCUUUCCCGCGAAUAGGAUGCGCGCUGGUGCCCGAACACGUGGAAACCCGACCGCUUUACAACCCCGAAAAGCCCGGGAUUGAGCAAGGUAAACUGGAGAUGUGGGUGGACAUGUUUCCGAUGGACAUGCCCUCGCCCGGACCGUCUAUCGAAAUCUCGCCCAGGAAGCCAAAGAGUUACGAGUUGAGGGUUAUUAUAUGGAACACGGACGAUGUCGUGUUGGAGGACGACGCCUUCUUCACCGGCGAGAAGAUGAGCGACAUUUACGUAAAGGGAUGGCUGAAGGGGCCGGAGGAUUGUCAAUCCACCGAUAUCCAUUAUCGUUCAUUGACGGGCGAAGGGAACUUCAACUGGCGCUUCACAUAUCCUUUCGAUUACCUGGUGGCAGAAGAGAAGAUCGUUAUCAAUCGGAAGGAGAGUCUGUUCAGCUGGGACGAGACCGAGUGCAAGAUACCGGCGCGUUUGGAAUUGCAGGUCUGGGACGCGGACCACUUCUCGGCGGAUGAUUUUCUGGGUGCGAUCACCCUGGAUCUCAAUCGUUUCCCACGUGGAGCAAAGAACAGCAAACUGUGCUCGUUGAGCAUGCUGAAGACUGACGGCUCUGUGCCAACGGUCAACAUCUUCAAGCAGAAACGUGUAAAAGGCUGGUGGCCAUUCUACGUGAAGAAGGAGAACGAAGAUAUGGAAUUGACGGGUAAGGUCGAGGCUGAGAUACAUUUGCUCACGAAAGAAGAGGCCGAGAAAAAUCCUGCCGGUUACGGUAGGAACGAGCCGGAUCCACUAGACAAGCCGAAUCGGCCGGACGCAUCUUUCAUGUGGUUUCUCAACCCGCUGAAGUCUAUCAAGUAUAUAGUUUGGCACAAUUACAAGUGGGCUAUAUUGAAGGCUAUAGUAGCGAUCGGACUGAUCGUACUUAUGCUCUUAUUCUUCUACGCUAUACCGGGCUACUCCGUGAAGAAGAUUCUAGGAGCUUAAAUCGUCACAUUCGUCGCAGCGUAGAAUGUAAUCGUUGUUUUCGGUCGGUGAGAAACAAUCCGACGAGUCACGAAGAUGUAGUCGUAUUACUGUGCUGUUACGUUUCGCAAUGUAGCUUAUAGCUGAGAGGAAAGAAAUCUUUACUCGAUUAGCUCAUAGUGGACCAACGUGAAUACACCAGAAUAGUCGCAGGCUAGGACCACAUUGUAAAUAACUCAUGCACGGUGAUUUUUUAGGAGAAGUAGACGGAAGAAAAAAUGACGAAAAAAAAAAAAGAAAAAUUAGCAGAGUAGCAGCUUACACAAGAUGAUCUAUUUUUAUUCAUAAUGUUCUGUCACAUCGCAACGAUUGUGUUUCGCGGGCGAAAACACAGGAAGACCACCCGACUAUUCUCCAUCAUCAUCGAAUUGCUCAUUGUACAUUCAAAGAAAAAAAGAGUAAGAUAUAUAUAUAUCUAUAAGAAACGCGCGGAUAAACAAAACAUCCGAGAAAGGUGUAACACAAUAAAGCACUCCGUGUAACUAACGUCA